ACCGCCGUCAGAGUGGACUACUGCUGCCAUAUUGGAGUGGCUUAGAGAGGUUACUUGGAAUUAUUCAAUCACCUUUGUCGACUCGUCAACGAAUUUCUUUGAUGGCCGCCAAAAACGACCAUCUGAUCGGAAGUCCUCAUGGCAACGACCAUCUUCCACGGCCAGAGAUUGCCUUCAUCUCAGGACCCAUCGACACUGGACCGAAUGAGAUUUAUUUUCAUACUCAUUACGUCCCUCGCAUUCAAGAAGCUGUCGAGCAGGGUCACGAUUUUGUCAUCGGUCCCCUCCCGAGCGGCGUCGAUGCCGAUGCCCUGGAUUAUCUACUCGCCUGUCCUAUAGCCCCGAGUCGCAUCACUAUCUUCGUAACUCCCGGGGAGGCGAAUACGUGGGGAGCUCGAUUUCGCGCCCUGUCAGUCAAUCUGCGUGUGGUUGAAGGCCAGAUGACUCGGGAACGCGACGCAGCCAUGACCCAAGCUAGCACGUACGAUAUCCUACGGGUGCGAACUGUGGAGGAGGUAAAGGAAAUUUACGGCGAGAGGGCUCGUCACGGAUAUGUGACAAACACGGAGCGCAAUUGGCGAAGACGCAGAGGUAUCGCGGAGGACUUGUCGAUUAGUGCAGAAGAGAUCAAUUGCUCCCUGGGGUAUUAUCCAGCAUCGAAGGUCCCAUCUCGACCGGAGGGGAAGCAGGGGCUCGUGGGACAGUUGAAGCAAGCCUUAAAACGUGACCGAUAGACGAAGAAAUGAAUUGAAGACCAAUAGCAUAUUGCGGUACUUGGUUUGAUGCAUGUACCGAGCAUUGUGAUUAUACAGAAAGGGGCAAAAAGCUAACAUGUAGAGUGAUUGAUUAACAAAAAGAAAAUGAAAGAAAAAAGAUGAC
This is a messenger RNA of Penicillium brasilianum, 879 nucleotides long. Lineage: Eukaryota; Fungi; Ascomycota; Eurotiomycetes; Eurotiales; Aspergillaceae. The record is from the annotation of a GenBank genome assembly.